Macroventuria anomochaeta is the source of this 567-nucleotide messenger RNA. RefSeq lists its product as uncharacterized. The coding region runs from base 1 to 567 and encodes 188 amino acids. Gene Ontology annotation, cellular component: endosome; BLOC-1 complex. The transcript is spliced from 3 exons. Gene Ontology annotation, biological process: endosome organization; regulation of protein localization. The record is from RefSeq and is a predicted model, not a curated record. Lineage: Eukaryota; Fungi; Ascomycota; Dothideomycetes; Pleosporales; Didymellaceae.
AUGUCUACCACACAUGCCUACUACCCGUCUUAUCCCUCCACAUCGUACCCUAUCAGCGUUCCACAGAAGCCCGGUUACUACUACCCACCUCAACAACAUUACGGUCGCAUAUCAGCAUCGCCACCAGAAGCCCCAGACAGCACAACGACUUCAGGCGUGCCUUCCUACGAAGUUUCCGCAAGUUCCAGUCAAUAUGCCGGCAGCCACAGCGACUAUGACUCGAGCAGCGGCGCCGCCAGUGUGGAUCUACUUGACUACAUGGGCAACCGCUUGAACGGAUCAUUUGACCCUCUGCCGUUAGAUCGAAGUUUGGCAAAGCAAGCACAAACAUCCGGAGAAUUGAACGCCAAGCACCGCGAACUGCUCGAACUGCAAGCAUUGGCUCAGCGAAGAUUAGCUGGCGCACAAGCGAGCUUCGCAUCUGGUAUGCGGGCAGCGAAAGAGGUGCAGAAAGAUCUGCAGUGGACGCAGAAGCGCGUUGAUUCACUCAACGACCGCGCAGCAAGAAAAUACCCGGACCAAUACCGAGCUGCUCAAAGACGAUACCCAGCACCUGUCGACUACUAG